Ochotona princeps (American pika) is the source of this 721-nucleotide messenger RNA. RefSeq names its product chromosome 21 C3orf22 homolog (gene C21H3orf22). Lineage: Eukaryota; Metazoa; Chordata; Mammalia; Lagomorpha; Ochotonidae. The transcript has 4 exons. The record is from RefSeq and is a predicted model, not a curated record. Bases 271 to 693 code for a protein of 140 amino acids.
GCUGCAGCCCCACAAUUGGCUCUCUCCCUCUCUUCUGGCUGGAGGACCAUAGCAGCCCCUCCCUGGGCGCACACAUCCUCCUGAGACGGAGGCAGCAACAACAGGACCCCAGGCAGCCCUGAGCCCAGGGGCUCUCCAAGCAGGUGCCUUCCUGGACAGGAGCAGUUCUGGGACUUUUGGAUCCAAGCCCUGGUAGCUGCCAAGGCCAGGAAUUGGGCAGGGCUAUCUGCCAUGGCUAAGAGCUGUGCCACAGCCUAGCCCUCUUCCGAGAUGGAUCUGAAGGUGCCCAGGAAGUCUCAUCUAAGCAAGUCCAGAAUCAAGGCCCAGGAGAGAUUUGCCAAGAACUUCCCGUACAGGCUCUCCUGGCUGUCAGAGCCUGGCCCGGAGUCACUGAAACCCUGGGAGGUCAAGAACACCACGCAGAAGGAGAAGCUGCCCCCGCAGAAGAAGCUGGUGCCCACCAGGUCCAUCCCAAUCCGAGGGCUCGGAGCUCCAGAUUUUGCAGCCUUAUGGGGCUUCUGUCCACGGCCAUCGCUCCCUCUGCCACCGCAGCUGUGUAACCUCUGGGAGCUCAAGUUACUCAGCUGUCGCUUCCCCAAACAGCUGGCUCAAGAACUGUCCCUGCUGCGUGCCCAUGCUAACCAUUUCUACAUUCCCAAGGAGGCAGCAAGGCCCUCCAGGAGCCUGGCCUAGAGCCCAGAUGCUGGCCAGGCGUCCCUCG